AGGGGGGCGGAAGUAAGCUGUUCGGAACUGUCAAAAACUACAAAAAGAUGUAUGCUGGGAAAUAGCCGUGGAUUGAAGCGUUCUAAAACCAGCUGUCACGUGACAAAACAGCGUUAUAAGGGGCAGCGAAGUAGUUAAUAAUGCGGUUAUGUGGCAUAAGUACAUAUAAACAAAGGUAGUUAUUGUGGUCCAGAAAGAUGAAUGUAUCGCCACCGCCUCCAGUUGGACGAUGCCUGGAUAUGUGCCCAAUGCGAGAGUGCAAAGAAAGAGAGCAACAGGGUCGUCUGUUCAGAUUCGAGACUCUAGUGGGUGAAGGGAAUUGGGCAAGAGGGAGAUGUAAAAUGCGAAGCCUCCCAUUAGCUGACCCCUCCAAAACUGUUAAAGAAUACAGCCGCCCUGCUGCAGGAAAGAAGCUGUCUUCUCCGUGUGACCUCCGACCUCCGUCUGUGUUGUUAAAAACCGUGAACUACCUAUUGAUGGAAGUGUGGGAUCACGUAAACGAAAGAGAUUUAGCAUCUUUGGCAGAGGCUUAUAUUUUUGUAUUUGAUCGUCUACGGGCAGUGAGGCAGGACUUGACAGUACAGAGGAUCCAAGGACGUUUAGGGGCCUUUGUUUUGGAGGGGAGCCUUGGAUUCCUUCUUUGUGCUCCAUAUCUCGUGAGAGACUUGCCCUCAGAUAGCUAUGAUGAAGUGUUGCACGCAAAGCAGGUUCGGGAUUGCUUUGCUGAUCUGAUGGAAUGCUACGGAAUGGAUCCAAAAUGCCCCAGGGAAGCUGAGUUUCAAGCCUUGUUGCUUCUGUAUGAUUUAGGCAAUAUGGACACCAUAAAUCGUGCUCUGAAGCUACCACGUGGCGUGGGCGAUUCACCACAGGUGCAGAUUGCGUUGGCAGUAAAUCGUGCCUAUUUGGAAGGAAACUGGGUACGAUUGUUCCGUUUGGUUCAUCAGCUUGACUGCCUGCAGGCUUGCUCUUUCUACAGACAUCUUCCCAAUGCCCGAGACAAUGCACUACGAGUCCUAACCCAUGCCUACAGCAGCCGGAACUGUCGCUUUCCACUAGAUCUCCUUGUGGUGCUCUUGGCAAUUGACACGACUGGGAUGGCCAGUGAAAUGUGUAGGAGGAGAGGCUUGGCUGUUAUUUCGGGGGAGAAACAAUCUGUGGUUUUUUUUAAAGCAUCUUUUAAGGAUUCAGGGCCUGAAUGCGCAGGGAGAGAGUAUAUUUUAAUAGAAACAAAAAGGGGGGACUUCACCUGGGCUGAGAUUAUGAUGGGUGAGAAUGAGGGAGAAUUCAUGAGGCCAAAAACUAACUAAAGGAAAUUGUGAACUGUUUUAUUAAAAAUGUAUUACAAAGUGUUAUCAUACAUUUGUAUUUCAAGGUGGUUAACAUUUUGGAGAUCUCUGAUGUUAAACAGAACAAAGGACCCAUCAUAUCCAGG
Spea bombifrons (plains spadefoot toad) is the source of this 1432-nucleotide messenger RNA. It is a transcript of the gene SAC3D1, whose product is annotated as SAC3 domain containing 1. NCBI's taxonomy places the organism in Eukaryota, Metazoa, Chordata, Amphibia, Anura, Pelobatidae. The transcript has 3 exons. Gene Ontology annotation, cellular component: nucleus; spindle; centrosome. The coding region runs from base 198 to 1307 and encodes 369 amino acids. The record is from RefSeq and is a predicted model, not a curated record. Gene Ontology annotation, biological process: centrosome duplication; spindle assembly.